This is a messenger RNA of Trachymyrmex cornetzi, 3847 nucleotides long. Its product is annotated as probable ATP-dependent RNA helicase spindle-E. Lineage: Eukaryota; Metazoa; Arthropoda; Insecta; Hymenoptera; Formicidae. Gene Ontology annotation, cellular component: intracellular anatomical structure. Gene Ontology annotation, molecular function: helicase activity; ATP binding; RNA binding. The transcript is spliced from 9 exons. The record is from RefSeq and is a predicted model, not a curated record. Bases 172 to 3804 code for a protein of 1210 amino acids.
UUUAUUCUCCAAACGAGAACGAUUUAAAAAAAAAACAAGGAGUAGAAGAUACAAUAAUUGCGAAUAAACUGCUGUUUAUCACAACUAUUGAUUUAUUUUGGGUGUGAUUCAUAUUCAUUUCUGUGAUUAUAGUCAUCUCGUGCUUUUGAGGUCAAUAUUUAGAUCGCAACAAUGAAUAAAAAUUUGGUGGACCGUAUUCUGAAUGUGUACAAAUCAACUGAGCCUCUCAAAUUAGAUCUGCCAGUUCCUUCUAUUAACCAACGCGUACAUGAAGACAUGAUAUUUGAUAAAGGAUCUUAUUUUCCUAGUACUAGCCAAUGUAGCAAGGAAUCAGAAACAGAAUACGUAAAGGAAUAUGUACAUAAAGAGGAACAAGAAUACAUACAGAUGAAAAACAACAUGUUUUUCAAGACUGAUGAUAUGGACAACAUAUCGGAGAUAUCUGAAGAAAUAGCAGUUCGCAAGGAAGAUACUAUUCGACUUUACCAAACGUACAACUUUGCCUAUCGACCCCAAAUUAAUUUAGCUGUUCUAUCUAUGAAAAACAAAAUUGUGUCUAUGAUUGCAAGCAAUUCUGUCGUCAUCAUUCGUGGUUCUACAGGUUGUGGGAAAACAACACAAGUGCCACAACUUAUUCUUGAUGCAGAAUUUCAAAGGAAGCAGCACUGCAACAUCAUAGUAACACAGCCAAGGCGUAUUGCUGCCAUGAGUAUUGCUAAACGGGUCAGUCAAGAAAGAGAUUGGCCCGUUGGUACGCUUGUGGGAUAUCAAAUGGGCUUAAUCAAAAAUGUAAACCGCGACACUCGCAUAACUUAUUGCACGACUGGCGUGCUUUUAAACAGGCUGACGAACAAGAAGCAUAUGAUGGACUACACUCAUAUUAUAUUAGAUGAAGUACACGAACGCGACGAAGAUAUGGAUUUCCUUCUGUUGGUAGUGAGGAAAUUAUUACGUACAAAUUCUACAAUGGUUAAAGUUAUACUGAUGUCCGCGACAAUCGACGUGGAUAAAUUUUCAUCGUAUUUUUCGACACCCGUGGAAGAUCAACUUUUACCUGCUCCAAUCAUCGAUAUACCUAAAGGUGGUCCUUAUGAAAUUUCUAUAUAUUAUAUAGACGAGCUGGAGAAUUUGGGUGUAAUACCUGAAAUAUCCGAGCAACCAGCAUUCAUGGCCUCUAUAGCGGAAUUUGCCGCACGUGUUAUAGAAAUUUUCGACGGUAUUGAUAACAAAAAUAAUGUUCCAAAUUAUGAAUUCGAAAGGGCCGCUGUGCUAGUAUUUUUACCAGGAUUUAGUGAAAUCGAGGAUUUACGUUCUAUACUUCUAUCAGAGAAACAUGAGGGUACACAGUGGGAUAUAAUUAUUUUACAUUCGUUGAUCUCAACCGAGGAACAAGAAAAUAUAUUUAAGAAACCACCGAAAAAUCAUCGGCGUAUCAUAUUAUCAACGAACAUCGCUGAGAGUAGCAUUACGGUACCCGAUGUUAAAUACGUGAUUGAUUUUUGCUUGACAAAACUUCUUGUCACCGAGCCUGGAACUAAUUAUCAAUGUCUGCAACUUUGUUGGGCAAGCAAGUCAAAUUGUCAGCAACGUGCUGGACGUACAGGCCGUGUAAUGGAUGGUAGAGUAUACAGAAUGGUAUCAAGAGCAUUUUACGAGAAUGUGAUGAACGACGAAUCUGUUCCGGAAAUGCUCAGGGCUCCACUUGCGAAUGUCGUUCUUAAGACGAAAUUGCUGGAUAUGGGUGAACCAAAAGCUCUCCUCGCUCUUUCACUAGAUCCACCUAAUCUUAGCAACAUACGGAGCACUAUAUUGUUAUUAAAGGAAGUUGGUGCGCUGCUUAAUAGAGAUACACAAGAAUUUGAUGGAGAUAUGACGCCUUUGGGUCUUGUAAUGGCCAAUCUUCCAUUAGACGUGCACGUAACGAAGUUUGUUAUUCUGGGUCAUAUUUUCGGCAUCCUGUCGGACGCAAUCAUUAUCGCGGCUAGCAUGACUGUUAAGGAUAUAUUCAAUAUCGGAUUUCACGAAUUAGAGACAACCUAUCACGAAAAAAUGCAUUGGUCCGCUAAGUCCGAUAGCGACAGCAUAGCCUGCUUGAAUGCUUUCAAAGUGUGGCAAAAUGAUAAGGCAAAUCGUCGUAUAAACAAUCCUAAUCAGGAAAGAGAAUGGGCGCGACGAAAGAGUCUCCGCGUGAGAUCGCUACGUGAGAUCGAUGCCUUUAUAAGUGAGAUAAAACAUAAGCUGUACCAAUUUGGCAUAAAAGAGACGACGGGUCCUGAGAGAAUCACUUGGGAAAGUCUCUUUAUCGAUCGAUAUUUUGUACUUAAAUUUAUAAUCGCCGGUGCAUUUUAUCCCAAUUAUUUCGUCAAAUUUCCAUAUAAAGUAAACGAACGCAUACAAGAUAUAAAGAAGAUGUUAGCUGAUCGCGAUCCGACAAAUACAAUCGUCCUACGAGGCUGGCCGAUUAAACAGCCUGGGUCAUUGUACUCUAAAAGAUUCCAAGAGAUCUUCGGACAGCAUAUGCUCAUAGACCCCAAAGACUACGAGAACAUAACCGUAUCCUUCGACGGAUCGAACCGUGUUUAUAUAGAAUAUGAGCAAAAGAAUCGUGUAAUGUCCAACUACACUUUCGUUCGGAAUUCUGUUAAAAUCAGGCAAUGUCGGAUCCCGAUCCAGAUAAACUUAUUAAGCCAGAUAGAUGCUUGUCGCAAAGCCGAAGAUCUUGGGCUUACAAAGGAUUACGGAAGAAUUCUGUUCGACCAACCUACCAAACCGAAUGAACCACCAAGUAGACGAUACAUGUAUGAUAAAAAACCAUAUCCGGAUUUACCGGAAAGUUACGAAUAUCAAUCCAAGGUGACGUUGCAAGGUCCCUUUUCGCCGAUAGAGGUUCAACUUGUUCAUAUGCUAACUAAUGGACUAAUAAAAAAAGUCAUCAUGGAAGCCACAUCGGUCAACUCCGUUCUCCUUGAUACUUGUCCGGAAAAUCCAAAUGGAAUUUUUCUAGUGGCGCAAAACAUCAUUCGAGAUUCCAAGAAUUUGGGACACCUGACUCUACGGAACACAACCCUCUUGCCCACUACACCUGGCCUCACAUCGCUAAUUACCUUAAUUUUUACACCGUAUAUGGAACUGCGACGUAGCCCUAUGGGCACUUAUUACAUAGGCGCUCUGUGUGGACUGGGAUACAAUCGUACUACAGGGGAAAGCUUGUUUCCGGAUCAUGAUGUGGAAAUUAUGUUUGACGUCGAAAUUACGAUGAAUGAUUUACGAAUGAUUAAUAAGUUACGUCAUUGGAUGAAUAUUGCUAUGCACUUCAAUGCUAGAUCUGAAAUUGUAGACGAGGAUGCUCAUCACGAUAUGACUGUAAAUUGCCAAAAUCAAGUUAAAAAUGCAUUCAAAGAUGUGAUAUACAAAACUCGUAACAAAAUAGAUCCAGUUCCAAUCAGUAACUUCGGCAAAUGGAACCGAUAUGAUGAGACUCUGUUUCUCGUGCCUGCUCGGGAAACAUCAAAGAAAAGUAACGUCUACAGUUUACACAAAGCAUUAGAAUUAAAUGACAGAAAUGACAAACUUGAAGAAAUGAUCAGGCACCUGUUAGAAUUAGAGGCUUUAGCUCAUCAGGAUCCGCGUGAGAAGAGUGUUGGACUCGUUAUUUGCAAAUUGUGUCUAACGGAAGUAUACGGCAUUAUCAACCUUCGUGCACAUCUGUGCUCGAAAUAUCAUAAAAAGAAACAACAAAUGAUAGAUACAACUUCUGAAUUUGGAGAAAAUCUGCAGAGUCUUAUGGACAAACUGGCGUUAUAAUAAUACAUAAAUUUAAAUUAUGGACAAAUUGAGGCUAUAAUAA